Molecule: messenger RNA, 1274 nt
Organism: Cajanus cajan (pigeon pea)
Lineage: Eukaryota; Viridiplantae; Streptophyta; Magnoliopsida; Fabales; Fabaceae
Product: 1-aminocyclopropane-1-carboxylate oxidase homolog 1
Source: RefSeq, a predicted model, not a curated record
ACAUGUGAAGCUUAAGAAGGAUAUGUUCUAACUGAGCCAUGGAUAUCGGGACAAUGGAAUUCUCAAACAACAACGAAGUUGACUAUGAUAGAGCAAGUGAUCUCAAAGCAUUUGAUAACACAAAAGAUGGUGUUAAAGGACUUGUUGAUGCUGGGGUCACAAAGAUUCCUCGCAUAUUCCAUCACCCCCUUCUUCAUCAAGAUUCAGAUAAUUCAUGUGGCACACAACUCAGUGUUCCUUCAAUAGAUCUUGAUGGUGUUGGUGAAGAUCCAGCAAGGAGGAAGGUGGUGGUCGAGAAAAUCAGAGAAGCAUCUGAAACAUGGGGUUUCUUCCAAGUUGUUAAUCAUGGAAUAGCAAUGAGUGUUCUAGAGGAGAUGAAGAGUGGAGUGAAUGGUUUCUAUGAGCAAGAUUCUGAGGUCAAAAGGGGACUAUACACACGUGAUCCUUUGAGGCCUUUGGUGUACAAUAGCAACUUUGAUCUUUAUAGUGCACCAGCAGCUAAUUGGAGGGAUACCUUUUACUGCUUCAUGGCUCCUCAUCCACCAAAACCACAAGACUUGCCAUCAGUGUGCAGAGAUAUACUGGUGGAAUACUCAAAACAAGUCAGAAACCUGGGAGGUGUGUUAUUUGAGUUAUUAUCAGAAGCCCUUGAGCUGAAUCCAAGCCAUUUGAAUGACAUUGGUUGCAAUGAGGGACUUGUAGUUGUUUGUCAUUGCUACCCUGCUUGUCCAGAACCAGAAUUGACACUUGGUGCAACCAAGCAUGCUGAUGAUAGCUUCAUCACUGUGCUUCUACAAGAUCAUAUUGGUGGCCUCCAAGUUCUUCAUGAAAACAAGUGGGUGGAUGUGUCACCUCUACCUGGUGCUCUAGUAGUCAACAUUGGUGAUCUUCUACAACUUAUAACAAAUGACAAAUUCAAGAGUGUUGAGCACAGAGUGGUGGCAAACCGUGUAGGUCCAAGAGUAUCAGUUGCAAGCUUUUUUAGCACAAGUCUUCAGCCAUCAACAAAGCUUUAUGGUCCCAUAAAGGAUUUAUUAUCAGAAGAUAAUCCUCCUAAAUACAGGGAAACCACAGUGUGUGACUAUGUUUCCUACGCCUUUGCAAGAGGCCUUGAUGGAACUUCUCCUCUGCCACAUUUCAGGAUCAAAUAUCUCUGAUACACGUAUGAGGCUAUUUUUAACAUGUAUACAUAACUUUUUUUUAUUACAAUAAAGUACAAUUACAUGUAAGGACAUCAAAAUUACUAUUAGUGAAAAUUAUUUAAUAACAAUAAA